Molecule: messenger RNA, 2449 nt
Organism: Catharus ustulatus (Swainson's thrush)
Lineage: Eukaryota; Metazoa; Chordata; Aves; Passeriformes; Turdidae
Gene: RAB3B
Product: RAB3B, member RAS oncogene family
Exons: 6
Coding region: 108-788 (226 amino acids)
Biological process (GO): regulation of exocytosis; protein secretion; protein localization to plasma membrane
Cellular component (GO): plasma membrane; endosome; synaptic vesicle
Molecular function (GO): GTP binding; GTPase activity
Source: RefSeq, a predicted model, not a curated record
CUUCGGCUCGUCCCGGCUCGGCUCGCGCCACCGCUCCUCCGCCACAGGUUCAACAGUGUGACCACUCUCUUGAUUCAUAUACUUACAGCAAAGCCUUCAUCUCUCUCAUGGAUUAUAGAUCUAAAUUGAUGGCUUCAGUAACAGAUGCCAGAUUCAGGCAGAAAGAUACUUCAGACCAAAAUUUUGAUUACAUGUUCAAGCUCCUGAUCAUUGGCAACAGCAGUGUGGGUAAAACAUCCUUCCUCUUCCGAUACGCCGACGACACCUUCACUCCAGCCUUCGUCAGCACGGUGGGAAUCGACUUCAAGGUGAAAACAGUUUACAGGAAUGACAAGAGGGUGAAGCUGCAGAUUUGGGAUACAGCUGGACAGGAAAGAUACAGGACCAUCACUACAGCCUACUACAGAGGAGCCAUGGGCUUUGUCCUCAUGUAUGAUAUCACCAGUGAAGACUCCUUCAAUGCUGUGCAGGACUGGGCCACACAAAUCAAGACUUACUCCUGGGACAAUGCACAAGUGAUCCUGGUUGGAAACAAAUGUGACAUGGAGGAUGACAGGAUUGUUCCUGUGGAGAAGGGGAAACAUCUGGCAGAUCAGCUGGGUUUUGACUAUUUUGAAGCCAGUGCCAAAGAAAACAUCAACGUGAGGCAGGUGUUUGAGCGUCUCGUGGAUAUAAUUUGUGAGAAGAUGUCGGAGAGCAUAGAAUCAGACAAUUCCAGGGGCACUUCUGGAAGGAGCAUGAGGCUCACAGACAACCCCCCUGCCUCACAGCAGAACUGCUCAUGCUAGUGACCUUUCACACUGAGAAAUGUCCUUCUCCCCUGAUUAAAUUUUAUCUUUCCAUUUGUGCUGGUGCAUUAUCAUGUAGUCCAGAGGCAGAAGUGUCUGUUGUAGGAAACUGGUAUGUUUGUUUAAUGUGCUGGAGUGUUAAUAUAUAUUUCCUCAUCCAAUUCUUUAUUAAUCUGAAAAAAUAUUGUCAGUGCACCUCGUGUGAAUGUGAGUUACACUGAAGAAUAAUAAUUGUGUAGUGAUGGAAAUGUUAUUUCUACAGAGAAUGUUGCAUUUUUAAAUUACAAAUUCUUCUAUUGCAGAAAGAGUGUUUUUGUCAAGAACAGCAGGAAGGACAAAAACCAAUUAGAAGGGAUCAGGUCUAAGAGAAGAAAGGGAAAACUCUUAUAAAGCAAGAAUAUGCUUUUUUAAAAACAGAAAAGAAACAAACAAACAAAAUCCCCAGAUAUUUUGAGAAUCACUGCUGUCCUCCAGACAUGGAGCUCAGUUUUUCUGUAGGAUGGAGCAGCAAGCAGAGCAUUUCUGUCUGACAGUGUGAGGUCCUCCAGAGUGUGAAGAGGAAGGGGGUUGGAUUUUGUGUCAAAUCUCUAAACAGAUGAAGAACACAGGGAGGAAUCAAAGCUGCCAGGCUGGGGAGGAGGAGGAAGAGCAGCUAUCCCUGAAUUUCCUUCCUGUGCUUUGGCUGGUGUUAAGUGAAGAGCCCUUCCAGGGGCUGCCCUUGCCUCCAAACUCCUCCAACACAGCUUGCAGAGUGCUGGGGAUGUUGUGUUGUGUUGUUAAUCCUCUCUCCCCAGAAUCUGUCCUGCAGCCUUUCCCCUGUAUCCUGUAGUUUUACCUCUCCAGGUCUGGAUCUUCUCUUUUCAGCUGCUUGCUGGUGGAUGUGUCACAGGAAGAAGGAAAAGGGAACUUGGCUGCUGAAUGCUUAGUUGGAGGCAAAAACAUAUAAGAAAUGGAAAAGCACUGUCUCAGAGAGAGAAAAAUAUCAGAAACCAAACUGUGAGUGUUGGCAGGUAUUUGUGCCAAUAUUAUUACAUUUUCUUUCUGCUUUUUGUUGUUGAUUUAUUUUUUUAAUCUUGUUCUAGAUGGGCGUGUGGGGAGGUUAGAUUUUCUGGGUUCAGAUUCAACCACAAAGUAUAAUUUAAGAAAAGUAACAGUGAGUAAUAAAACACAACUGCAAAUGAAACAUGGCAAAGACAUCCAGGUAUUCUGUGAAUUUUUGUGGCAUCAUGCUUUGAAGGGAGGCAAAAUCUUUCAACUAAGUGGAUAUGGAGAGAAGUUUGCUGUCCUAGGGGGAAAAUUCUGGAAAGUUUUAUGGCUUAACUUUGACCUGAGUGCCUGCCCACUGCCCUGUAAUGUGCUGGAUCAUGACACCAGUGAGUGCUUUUGUAAUUUCCUUCUGUUGUGUCUCAAAGUGUAAUAGCUCUGAGAAGAAAAGCACAAAAUUCUGGACAAAAAUGCAACUCUUGGGGUGGUUUGAGCUCAUUGUGCUAAAAGCUUGAUCCCUCUGUUUGUCACUUUUGGAAAUCUCCACUGUGCCGUGUUUGGGUGUGUGUGAUCUCGUCCUGAGAGUGUGAUUUGUGCAGUGCUGGGACUGUGGUUGUUGUAUCUAAACCCCUGAAACUGCAAAAUAAAGAGAAAUGUCCUCACUGGGUGUGGCCAGA